Messenger RNA from Penicillium diatomitis, 1350 nucleotides. RefSeq lists its product as uncharacterized. The transcript has a single exon. Bases 1 to 1350 code for a protein of 449 amino acids. The record is from RefSeq and is a predicted model, not a curated record. NCBI's taxonomy places the organism in Eukaryota, Fungi, Ascomycota, Eurotiomycetes, Eurotiales, Aspergillaceae.
AUGUCCAACAAACAUCCCUCCUCCACGGCAGGGGAUCCACGAGCGAUGUAUGACAGAAAGCCUCUCUCGAAGAGACCGCGCGUGGGUCGUCUCACAUCUCAUGUGUCGGACUCAGAUGCCAAUGCGCCCUUACCGGGCAAUCCUCACAAGAAGCAGAAGAAGAUCUUGGAAACGGAUCCUAACAUGUCAAAUCCUCGCCUGUUGGUGAAUCGCGCAUGCAUUUAUGAGCGCAAUUUACCAGGGGACGCCUAUAUCACUGCUCAUGUUGCUCGUCUUCAACAUGGCUAUUACGCCAGUAAGGCUGUAUCCGACAACGAUGCAGAGUACGUUGAUUUCCUAGCAAUCAGCUUCGUCUUUCACACCUCGCGGACUCUUCAACAUCGGUUCAAGUCUGCCACCAUCAAGGCCUCAAUACGAAGUGCCCGCGGGAAGGGGCACCUUCGUCGCAAUCGACAUGGCUCUCCGCCCGUCAAUCCGCACUUCCUCAUGCAUGCACCACAUCUGAUCUACGGCCAUGUAUCACCCGAAACCAUGGAGUGGACAUUCAGUCUGGCCGGUGCACUGGGAGUAUCGGAGACGCCGGUCAGUGCUUGUAUCAUGCCGUCGCACAAGACGACGGGAAGAUACCGACGAUAUGAGAUGAUGCGCGUCCAGGGCUCUGCUCGCACUUUGAAAAGCACGCGGGGUGCACAGUUUGAUGUUGAAGCGGGGGAGAUUGUCUGGUCUCUCGAAGAGAAUAGUCUUCAACGUACUGGGCUUCCACGAGAGUUCACUUUCGUGAUGCUUGUCCAAAAGCCAUCGGCUACGAGUGCGCUCUCCUUGGACCUAGAGAUUGAACCCGUGGUCCAAGCCAUGGUGGGAAAGUACCCCAGCUGGCUUCUUGGACUAAGUCCUUACCAGCCACUACCACGCCGAGGUGUUGAUUUCAAUCAAGAGAUCGGUCAGCGCUUUGAGCCCGUGGACGCAAGUCGGGGUUUCAACUUCGCGGCGUUGGAGAGUUCAUUCGAUGACUACAUCGCCAUGCCGGGCCGCAAAUAUACACGACAGGUAAGAUGUUUCACCUCAUCAAUGAGCACUGAGCAGGAAAGAGUCGGACUAGUGAGCACGGCCAAAGGAAGAGAUAAGACUGACAUGGGCCUCGAUAGAUUGAGUACCCAGAUGAAACAUCCCCAGCACCAAACCAAGACAACGAUCAAAGUGACAACCACGAUCGUGACCACGACCACGACCACGACCACGACCACGACCACAAUCACAACCACACAUGUACCCACUGUACCCUCGGCCCGCUGCAACAGCUCCAUUUCAACGCCAUGGUCCUUCAGAACCACAUGCUUCAGUCCCACGUGA